CAGACGAGGGCGCCUGUGAAUCAACAACCACUCGCUCACAAACCAUCGGCCCUUAACUUGUGUGGUCUCCCCUGGAAAAUACAGGAUAUUCAGCCGACACAGCGCAUGCGAAAGCGACAAGUAGCGAUCGCUGCAGAUACGACGACAUAAAUUCGAGCAGACGAAUACCGAGCUCGAGCCUCCCGCCGUUCACAUGCAAGUGGUGUCGUAGACCCUGCAGCACAACAUUACCAUACGCCCUUCACAGCCUGCAUCCACCAGAUGAUGCUGUUGAUCUGACGGCUGACGCUCGGUCAUGUCGUCCGAUCGUGUCAACCCUCGACCUCUCAGGCCGGUGCUCGCCUCGAACAGGACCGCUCGAUCGCCCUUGGCCCCGCGUGUCGCCGUCAAAGCGGGACCGACGGCUACACCUUCUUCCGCAACACCAAGAGCUUUGACAAGGACGUCCAUAACAGCACCGCGGGCGAACAAGACGACAGAUGAUGCUCCUGCCAAGGAGAGCAAUGGCAGUGGUAACAUCACACCUCGCUCAGGAGUGCGAAAGUCGAGGGCUGAGAGCUCGCAUGACUCUCCCAUUCAAGAUGAUGGACAAUCGGGAACAUGGCCAAGGUCUGCAGCACCGCCCGCUUUGGCACCUUCGGAUCGUAAUGGAGGUGUAGGUGGUCCUGUUCUUGGAAGACCCAAGGUCAGCAAGUCAUUAAGUGUUGUUGGCGACAGUUCAACGAGGGGAGCACAAUCUGCAAUGGUUUAUCGUCCCUAUACGACACCUGAUGCUAUGACUCCAGGUUCUGGCGAUGGUUUUGAGAGUCGUUUCUUCCACGCAAGCGACAUGUUGAAGCAGGAACCAGCACCGAAACGGCCGGAGCCAAAGAAGGUGCCAACUUUUUUCUACGCGGAUGGACAAGAGGAUGUCACGACAGUAUCGAUACCUGUGCCACCGCCAAGGUCUCCGUCACCUAUAAAUCCUGCUGUGGUUGAGUCGCGGCCUUCUGCGCCAUGGAUGCGCUCUGAGCCGGUGCCCAGCACGGUCAAAACCACGCCGGUAUUGUCGCCGACGCUCAGUUCGCUGGCAGCAGGAUCACCGUUCUUCACACCGAUGUCAUCUUCACAUUUGCAGCCCCGCUCGCCUUCGCCAAGCAAAGAGAACAUACAUUUGUCCUACAGGAAAGGUGCUUCACAAAUCUUUGGGACACGACCACUAUCGCGACCCACUACGGCUUCCAUCAUGGAAAGUGCUAGUCUGACGGUUCAUGAUGGUACGGCGCGACCAAGAUCAUCACCGAAGCAUCGCAAAUCUGGUAGCCUUUCUUCUAUCGAUUCUGGAAAUUCUCAUCAGUCUCGAAGGCGUUCUGCCACCGCUGUUGAUUUAGCCACUCUCGCAUCGAAUCUGCCGCUGGAGCCAACUGCAGUCGCUCCCACCCAGAUGCCAGUAGUCCCGACCAUUUUACCUACAAUUGAUACGUCUCUAGCAAUGUCGUCACGCGCGAUUUCUCCUCCACUAGACGGCGCGCUCAGCCCUACGAAAUUCGGAUCAUCCGAGCUUGCAGCAGACGCACGACGGGAGAGGAAAGUGCUUGACCUCGAAAUUUCCAACAGCUCCUUGCUGGCCAUUAACGCAAGCUUGGAACGAGAAGUGCGGCGACAGAGAGCUGAAUUGAAAAGGUACCGGCGAUUGUCCCGUGCGGGCCACUUCCCGCUUUCAUCAGGAGAGCAUUCAGCACGGCAUUCGGAUGGCUUAGACACUUUGGAUGAAGAGUUGAGCGAAGGGCCGGAAGCAUUCAAUUUGUCGGCUGGAAUGACGCAUCUGCAGGACGAUUUCACCGACUCGGAUGAGGACGAAGGCAGCGUACUCAGUGGAGGAGACACAGUAUUAACCGAAAUGCAAUCUGGAAGACAUCAAGAUCGCCUAGCUAAAGAUGAACUUCGCCUGCGGCUCGACUUGCAGCGUCACAAAGAAUUGCUUGUCCAAAGCCAAGGCAUGAAUCAGAGCCUGAAACGAUGCAUGUAUGCCACUGAGGAGAUGAUCAAGGAUGGCAGACGUGCUCUGCAAUAUCACGUCCGUGUCUCAGACAUCAAGCUCGGCGGCCGAAUUCUCACCGGACAUGAAGAGGAUGACGAUGCGGAGAGAGAACAGAUUGAAGUCGAAGACGAUUAUGAUUUAGAUGUCACAGAUGUCACCGAAGGCGAUCAAGGUGCGAUGGAAAGUGCUCAAGACUUGCUUGACGUUUGGACCGGCCUCGGCCGUCCGAGGCUACAUGGCAGUGAAGGAUCUGGCGAUCGUGACUCUGGUAUCGAGGUCGAUAAACCAUUCGCACGAGCAUCAGCUGGGCUUCACUCGGACGUGUCAAUACCUCGCAACGACUCUGGCAGACCACCCGAGAUUGAUCAUAUCCAGGAAGUCACUGCCGUCCAUUUCACUGCCAAAGCAUCCCCUGAAGUUUCAAAUGAAGCAUCUGGAGUACCAUGAGGUGAUCACUCGAAUGCCAGAUUCGCGGGAGCCAUGGCCCAAAGGCUACUCUCUAGCCUUUCAAUACCAAAGCUGGAUUUUUAUUGUUGUUCGUUGCAUUGUGAUUAGCUUUUGCCACUUAUUGCAUCGAGAUACCCUUACAGGAUAGAUUUUACUUACCCUCUCUUAUGAUACCAUAACCUAAGAACUUUACAGUCGACGUCC
Dissoconium aciculare CBS 342.82 is the source of this 2671-nucleotide messenger RNA. RefSeq lists its product as uncharacterized. The transcript has a single exon. The record is from RefSeq and is a predicted model, not a curated record. NCBI's taxonomy places the organism in Eukaryota, Fungi, Ascomycota, Dothideomycetes, Mycosphaerellales, Dissoconiaceae. The coding region runs from base 296 to 2467 and encodes 723 amino acids.